This is a messenger RNA of Canariomyces notabilis, 753 nucleotides long. Its product is annotated as Nep1-domain-containing protein. The transcript is spliced from 2 exons. Lineage: Eukaryota; Fungi; Ascomycota; Sordariomycetes; Sordariales; Chaetomiaceae. Gene Ontology annotation, molecular function: rRNA (pseudouridine) methyltransferase activity; rRNA binding. Bases 1 to 753 code for a protein of 250 amino acids. The record is from RefSeq and is a predicted model, not a curated record. Gene Ontology annotation, biological process: rRNA base methylation. Gene Ontology annotation, cellular component: nucleolus; small-subunit processome.
AUGGCAGGAACCCAAUCGCUCCCCCCUCCGGCGCUGCCGCAGCUUGUCGCCGAACAGCAUGUCCCUAUCCCCCCAACGGACAAGGACAGCAAGCGACUUAUUGUCGUCCUCUCAAACGCCAGUCUCGAGACGUACAGGGCUUCGCAUGGCGGGUCGAACCGCAUGGGUGCUCCGAGGGAGGAGAAGUACUCACUUCUCAACAGCGACGAGCACAUUGGCGUCAUGCGCAAAAUGAACAGGGACAUCAGCGACGCCCGUCCGGAUAUCACGCAUCAGUGCCUUCUCACUCUUCUCGAUUCACCAGUAAACAAGGCGGGGAAGCUGCAGAUUUACAUCCAGACGGCCAAGGGCGUGCUGAUCGAGGUCUCCCCCUCUGUUCGCAUUCCUCGGACAUUUAAGCGAUUUGCCGGUCUGAUGGUUCAGCUGCUUCAUCGUCUCGCCAUCAAGGGUGCAAACUCGCAAGAGAAGCUCCUGAAAGUGAUCCAAAACCCCAUCACGGACCAUUUGCCCCCGAACUGCCGGAAGAUCACUCUCAGCUUUGAUGCCCCGCUGGUGCGAGUGCGCGACUAUGUCGACACACUCGGCCCAAGCGAGAGCAUCUGUGUUUUCGUGGGCGCCAUGGCCAAGGGACCCGAUAAUUUCGCCGACGCAUACGUGGACGAGAAGAUCUCCAUCAGCAACUAUAGCUUGUCGGCGAGUGUUGCCUGCAGCAAGUUCUGCCACGCCUGUGAGGAUGCCUGGGAUAUCCUCUGA